AUGUGCAGUGGUGGGUCUCUCUCCCACAGACAAGGACCAGGCACAUAUAUUUUCUGGACAUUCUUUUAAAGUUAAUUAAUGGUGUCAUUAAGAGGCAUACUUUAAGGGAAAGACGUUUUGCAUUUCUAAGUACUCUGGGUACUCUGUCUGCCGCACACCAUUCCAUUACCAGGUACAAGGAGAAAGGGGCUUUACUCUAGGCAGGGAUUUACUAACCACUAGUCAUUACCAGGUACAAGGAGAAAGGGGCUUUAAUCUAGGCAGGGAUUUACUAACCGCUAGUCAUUACCAGGUACAAGGAGAAAGGGGCUUUACUCUAGGCAGAGAUUUACUAAUUGCUAGUCAUUACCAGGUACAAGGAGAAAGGGGCUUUACUCUAGUUAGGUAUUUACUUACCCCUAGUCAUUACCAGGUACAAGGAGAAAGGGGCUUUACUCUAGGCAGGGAUUUACUAACCGCUAGUCAUUACCAGGUACAAGGAGAAAGGGGCUUUACUCUAGGCAGGUAUUUACUAACCGCUAGUCAUUACCAGGUACAGGGAGAAAGGGGCUUUAAUCUAGGCAGGGAUUUACUAACCGCUAGUCAUUACCAGGUACAAGGAGAAAGGGGCUUUACUCUAGUUAGGUAUUUACUUACCCCUAGUCAUUACCAGGUACAAGGAGAAAGGGGCUUUACUCUAGUUAGGUAUUUACUUACCCCUAGUCAUUACCAGGUACAAGGAGAAAGGGGCUUUACUCUAGUUAGGUAUUUACUUACCCCUAGUCAUUACCAGGUACAAGGAGAAAGGGGCUUUACUCUAGGCAGGGAUUUACUAACCGCUAGUCAUUACCAGGCACAAGGAGAAAGGGGCUUUACUCUAAGCAGGGAUUUACUAACCGCUAGUCAUUACCAGCUACAAGGAGAAAGGGGCUUUACUCUAGGCAGGGAUUUACUAACCCUUAGUCAUUAUCAGGUACAAGGAGAAAGGGGCUUUACUCUAGGCAGGGAUUUACUAACCGCUAGUCAUUUGUAUUCAUUUCUCCAUUCUGUUUUUGUAUUCUCUGUGUUGAAUAACUUUGAAUAGUCUGAUUUGAACAGUGUGGCAGGUGUGUAUGCAUGUAUUUCUUUAAUACAUUUUCCCUCAAGGGAAAUGUCCUGUUGUUUAGAUGUUGGAUAUUGACAAGGUCGGAUGACCUGUUAGUGACGUGUUUUUGGUGUGUGUGUUUCUGUGUGUGUGUGUGUGUGUGUGUGUGUGUGUGUGUGUGUGUGUGUGUGUGUGUGUGUGUGUGUGGUGUGUGUGUGUGUGUGUGUUUCUGUGUGUGUGUGUGUGUGUGUGUCUGUGUGUGUGUGUGUGCUUGCAGCGGAGUGUGGGGGUAGGUUCAAAGGUGAGUCUACAGGGCGCAUCCUGUCUCCUGGAUAUCCCUUCCCUUACGACAACAACCUGCGCUGUACCUGGACCAUCACUGUCAACUCUGGCAACAUCGUCAGGUAGCUACACAUAUAGAAUGGGAAUCUGAUAUUAACUCUUUACCACAAAAUUAAUGGGCGAAUGGGGGUACCCUUGUCUGGUACCUCGCAGAACAAUUUCUAUAUUAAUGCAUGACAUAACAGGCCUGCUGUUUUUUCAGAUAAUAUCUUGUCAAAUAUUGACUUACUUUGAUCAUUAAAUUAGGAUUCAUCAUGCACAGUUUGAUAAUUGCCUUUGGAGGUAUGUACGCAUCAGAGUUUCCGUCAGCCGGUAAUUGCCGGCAUUUGGCCGAUAAAAAAAAUGAAAAGCCGAUAAAUAAAAUUGUAGCCAGCCAAAUUGACCGUGAGAAAAAAAACUAUCCCAUUGCAAAAUAAUGCUUUUUAUUCAUUGUUGGAAAUAUGAGUUAAUGGAAAUACAUUUGACCGCCAUGCUUAUCAGUCUAUAGGUUAAUUUGGGUCGUGUGUAUUUUCGUUAGUCGUCAUGUAUCUUAUUUAUCACACACACACAGAGCACACAGAGACUAUUCUGAGCGGAAUAUCACUCGUCAGACAGCUCCAUGUCCUGCAGCUCCUCGCUGCUGGAGUGAAACUUGCUUUUUUAAACCCAGUCAUUGAGCAACGAUUCUAAAUGCAGUCGCUUGUUAAGAACAGUUUUUGACGGCCACAAUUAAAGAUAUCUACUAUUUUUGUUUCUCAACUGGUAAUUUGAAGCACGCCUCCCAUUUGCCAAUAGGUGCGCAGGCAACGCUAGGCAUGCCAUCAGCGAGUCACCCACCACUUUGCAAUGUGAGCUGGAGGCAGGAUUUUGAAAACAUACGCUUAAUUGUUUGAAACCUGCAUGUUUUACUUCAUUUUAUGAGUCAUGUCUUGCCUUGCUUCAUGGUAGCCUAGGCAAUAUCCUACCAUAGACACGUGGAAGCAGUUAUUUUAUGAAGAUUUCCCUCAUAUGCCAUUGAAACCAGCGUUUUUCUCCUGUUCUAUUGGUUUUCAUAUAAACUUUCUUUCAUUGUCCAGGAGCCAAAGGCACAAUCCCAGUCAUAUUAGCAACCCCUUCUAAUUGUUGCAUCUUUAGAUUCCCCCUCUUUCUAAGUUUCUAACUGAGAUUUUCAUCUCUGUCACAUUUUUAACUGCUCACAUCAGGUGCGUUGUUUAGAAUGGUGUUUUCCCGCAAAUUGCAUUUUUGGCAAAUGUUUGAAAAUGCCGUUUUAUUGGCUACUUAAGAUUAAUUACCAUUGUCGUAUCGGGUGAAUGGUGGCAAUUAUUGCUGUCAACAAAGAGUCCGCUUAGGCUGCACCGUGUUUUAGAGGCUUUUAUUAAUAUCCCACGGUUACAGCAUAAGUGACAGAUGUCAUGACAUCCGGAGAGCGACGCCUCAGAAUGGCCGCUCUGCCCUUUCAUCGUUUAACCCCUACUUAUAAACAAUGCAAAAAGAUGGGCUCCCUCUUCUGGCCAAUCACCAGUCUCCCCUGUCCACAACACACUUCCUGUCUGUUGUAUGUGGCGUUACACUAAAACAUUCCCUCUUGAUACUAAAAUUAACAUCCUCUCUGGUUCCACUUAAAACAUUAACAACGUCAUAAUCUCAAUACACGACACCAUAAUCUAAAUGUGAUUUCUGUCAUUCUGAGCACUGUGGGUGGACACCCUAAUGGGUUACGCACCCAGUGCAUAUCGGUCAGGUAAUUUUCUCAAAUGGCCGGUAAAUUAAAAUCUUCCCAGUCACGUUGUCCGAAGCCACAUUUUGCUAACGGAAAACCCGUUACUCAUCUACCUUUUCACCAUGGAAAUUAAAACGCAAAUGGGAAAAUGGGGCAUCCUUUUCUGGUACCUAGUGCAUUCCAAAUUGUAGCCUUCUGCAUUUCCAGAUCUUGUACAAAGAUUAACUUAGUUAGAACCAUGUAAUUAAGAUUAAAAAAUACACCGUUCGUGACUGCCUGUGGAGGUUCUGUAGUUUCUCUAAUCAUUUUGGUGACUGCCUGACUGUGGAGUUGGUUUGUCCAAUCGGAUCCCAGCUAGCCCUCCAGAUCCUGGAGCCAAUCAAACGGAGGAUGUGAAUAUAACUACAGCAGAAUUUUCAGACGGUUUGUCUUGCCAGACAUUGCCGAUAGAGUCAACAGAAAAUGCACACAACAGAUAGAAUUUGAAGAAGUUAUGAUUUGAAAUUGGUGUUGUCUUGGGCCAAAGUGUGUUUUGUUUAAUUCCGAUUUAAAUCCAUCCUCCCUAGCCUCCAGUUUCUGGCGUUCGACACAGAGGCAUCUCACGACAUCCUGAAGGUUUGGGACGGACCACCAGAAAAUGAGAUGUCUCUGAGGGAGGUGUCUGGCUCCCUGCUCCCCGAGGGGAUACACAGCACCCUCGACGUCGUCACCGUUCAGUUCGAGACUGACUUUUACAUCACCAAGUCUGGCUUCGCAAUCGACUUCUCAAGUGAGUGCUUCACCAAGAAAAUACCUGUCAAAGAAAGAACAGCAUUUAUUUAUUCCAUUUACCUUCAACUCUGUAAUAAUUGGGUCUCAUAUGAACUGGGAAGCUAAUGAAUGCUUUAACAAUUUUCUUCUCAAGUGAGUCUUUCAACAAGAGAGGACAGGCAGCAUGUUGUAGUUUUUCCAUUCUCCAGUUCUCUCAAUGUUUUUAUAAAUUGUGAAGUAGAAAGCUAUCAAAUGCUGAAACAAUCUGAAUCAUUCUCACUUAAAACUGAAGUAGUUCUCUCAACCUUAUAUAAUUGUGAAGUACGGUAGAAAAGAUCAAGUACGUUAACACUAUUUGGAUAAUGCAUCUGUAGAUGCUCUACAGACUAUUUACAGACUAUCAGUGACAUUUCAGAAAAUGAUCUACUAUCCCUAACCCUAACCCUAACUUUAACCCUUAUCCUAACCCUAAACUUAACUCUUACACUAACCCUACCUUUAACCUUUACUCUAGGCCUUAUUCUAAACCUAACCGUAACCACGAUCUAAGCAAGCAGUUGCUUAUCAACAGAUAGUGUGUUGAUAGUAUGACCAUCUCUAGAGCAUCUACAGAUGGACUAUCCAGACUAUCCAAAUAAAGUGUGAACUCAAGUUCAAAGCCGUGGACGAUCAGGUUUCUAGAGAUCUUUCUACAGCUGUGACCAGUUGAGCUUGAGAAUCAGUCAUGAUUCUCCAGCUGUAUAUAAGUCAGACUCAGUCAUGAUUCUCCAGCUGUAUCUAAGUCAGACUCAGUCAUGAUUCUCCAGCUGUAUCUAAGUCAGACUCAGUCAUGAUUCUCCAGCUGUAUCUAAGUCAGACUCAGUCAUGAUUCUCCAGCUGUAUCUAAGUCAGACUCAGUCAUGAUUCUCCAGCUGUAUCUAAGUCAGACUCAGUCAUGAUUCUCCAGCUGUAUCUAAGUCAGACUCAAUCAUGAUUCUCCAGCUGUAUCUAAGUCAGACUCAAUCAUGAUUCUCCAGCUGUAUAUAGUGUAAGUCAGACUCAGUCAUGAUUCUCCAGCUGUAUCUAAGUCAGACUCAGUCAUGAUUCUCCAGCUGUAUCUAAGUCAGACUCAGUCAUGAUUCUCCAGCUGUAUCUAAGUCAGACUCAGUCAUGAUUCUCCAGCUGUAUCUAAGUCAGACUCAGUCGUGAUUCUCCAGCUGUAUCUAAGUCAGACUCAGUCAUGAUUCUCCAGCUGUAUCUAAGUCAGACUCAAUCAUGAUUCUCCAGCUGUAUCUAAGUCAGACUCAGUCAUGAUUCUCCAGCUGUAUCUAAGUCAGACUCAGUCAUGAUUCUCCAGCUGUAUGUAAGUCAGACUCAGUCAUGAUUCUCCAGCUGUAUCUAAGUCAGACUCAGUCAUGAUUCUCCAGCUGUAUCUAAGUCAGACUCAGUCAUGAUUCUCCAGCUGUAUCUAAGUCAGACUCAAUCAUGAUUCUCCAGCUGUAUAUAGUGUAAGUCAGACUCAAUCAUGAUUCUCCAACUGUAUCUAAGUCAGACUCAGUCAUGAUUCUCCAGCUGUAUCUAAGUCAGACUCAGUCAUGAUUCUCCAGCUGUAUCUAAGUCAGACUCAGAGAGGCCAUAAAGUCAUAUCCGCUGUGUGUCCUUCAGCUGUUGUUUAAUGUCAUGUCUGCUGUGUGUCUCCAGGUUCGGUGGCGACAGCCUGCAGAGAUCCAGGCAUGCCUAUGAAUGGCAGUCGUAACGGAGAGGGGAGAGAACCAGGUGAUACGGUGAACUUCUCCUGUGAUCCAGGAUACGAGCUGCAGGGAGAGAGCAAGAUCACCUGCAUCCAGGUGGACAACAGAUACUAUUGGCUGCCCAGCCCUCCCAGCUGCAUUGGUGAGGAUGUACUACUAUACUAUACUGUACUAUACUAUACUAUACUAUACUAUACUAUACUAUACUAUACUAUACUAUACUAUACUAUACUAUACUAUACUAUACUACUGGCAGACCAUCCCUCCCAGCUGUAUUGGUGAGGCUUAACAUGCAAUAUAACUAGUUAAUCAGCCCUCCCAGUUGCAUUGUUGAGGCUUUACAUGAAAUACAGUGCAUUUGGAAAGUAUGCAGACCCCUUCACUUUUUCCACAUUUUGGUGCGUUACAGCCUUGUUCUAAAUAAAUAAAAAUAUUAAUCAAUCUACACAUAAUACCCUUAAUGACAAAGCAAAAACAGGUUUUAGAAAUGUCUGCAUAUAAAAUAAAAAAAUAAAAUACGUAUUUGCAUAAGUAUUCAGACCCUUUGCUAUGAGACUCGAAAUUGAGCUCAGGUGCAUCCUGUUUCGAUUGAUAAUCCUUGAGAUGUUUCUACAACUUGAUUGGAGUCCACCUGUGGUAAAUUCAAUUGAUUGGACAUGAUUUGGAAAGUCAUACACCUGUCUAUAUAAGGUCCCACAGUUGACAGUGCAUGUCAGAGCAAAAACCAAGCCAUGAGGUCGAAGGAAUUGUCCGUAGAGCUCCGAGACAGGAUUGUGUCGAGGCACAGAUCUGGGGAAGGGUACCAAAACAUUUCUGCAGCAUUGAAGGUCCCCAAGAACACAGUGGUCUAAAUCAUUCUUAAAUGGAAGAAGUUUAGAACAACCAAGACUCUUCCUAGAGCUGGCCGCCCAUCCAAACUGAGCAAUCGUUGGAGAAGGGCCUUGCUCAGGGAGGUGUCCAGGAACCCGAUGGUCACUCUGACAGAGCUCCAGUUCCUCUGUGGAGAUGGGAGAACCUUCCAGAAGGAGAAUCUUCCAGAAGGAGAACCUUCCAGAAGGAGAACCUUCCAGAAGGAGAACCUUCCAAUUGGAAUCCAUGCUUCAAGAUUGUUUUGAUCACGCGGACUGGGAUAUGUUCCGGGUAGCUUGCGAAAAUAAUUUAGACGAAUACACUGAUACGGUGACUGAGUUUAUCAGGAGGUGAUGUUGUGCCGACUGUGACUAUUAAAACCUACCCUAACCAGAAACCGUGGAUAGAUGGCACCAUUGGCGCAAAACUGAAAGCGCGAACCACUGCAUUUAACCAUGGCAAGGUGACAGGGAAUAUGGCAGAAUACGAACAGUGUAGCUACUCACUCCGCAAGGCAAUUAAACUGGCAAAACAUCAGGAUAGAGACAAAGUGGAGUCGCAAUUCAACGGCUCAGACACAAGACGUAUGUGGCAAGGUCUACAGACAAUCACGGACUUCAAAAAGAAAACCAGCCACAUCGCCGACACUGACGUCUUGCUUCCAGACAAGCUAAACACUGUGUUCGCCCGCUUUGAGGAUAACACAGUGCCACUAACGAGGCCCACUACCAAGGACUGUGGCCUCUCCUUCUCCGUGGCCGACGUGAUUAAGACAUUUAAGCAUGUUAACCCCCGCAAGGCUGCCGGCCCAGACGGCAUCCCUAGCCGCGUCCUCAGAGCAUGCGCAGACCAGCUGGCUGGUGUGUUUACGGACAUAUUCAAUCUCUCCCUUUCCCAGUCUGCUGUUCCCACAUGCUUCAAUAUGGCCACCAUUGUUCCUGUACCCAAGAAAGCAAAGGUAACUGAACUAAAUGACUAUCACCCUGUAGCACUCACCUCUGUCAUCAUGAAGUGCUUUGAGAGACUAGUCAAGGAUCAUAUCACCUCUACCUUACCUGUCACCCUAGACCCACUUCAUUUUGCUUACCGCCCCAAUAGAUCCACAGACGAUGCAAUCGGCAUCACACUGCACACUGCCCUAUCCCAUCUGGACAAGAGGAAUACCUAUGUAAGAAUGCUGUUCAUUGACUAUAGCUCAGCAUUCAACACCAUAGUACCCUCCAAGCUCAUCAUUAAGCUUGAGGCCCUGGGUCUGAACCCCGCCCUGUGCAACUGGGUCCUGGACUUCCUGACGGGCCGCCCCCAGGUGGUGAAGGUAGGAAACAACAUCUCCACUUCGCUGAUCCUCAACACUGGGGCCCCACAAGGGUGCGUCCUCAGCCCCCUCCUGUACUCCCUGUUCACCCAUGACUGCAUGGCUAAGCACGCCUCCAACUCAAUCAUCAAGUUUGCAGACGACACAACAGUAGUAGGCCUGAUUACCAACAAUGACGAGACAGCCUACAGGGAGGAGGUGAGGGCUCUGAGAGUGUGGUGCCAGGAAAAUAACCUCUCACUCAACGUCAACAAAACAAAGGAGAUGAUCGUGGACUUCAGGAAACAGCAGAGGGUGCACCCCCCUAUCCACAUUGACAGGACCGCAGUGGAGAAGGUGGAAAGCUUCAAGUUCCUUGGCGUACACAUCACUGACAAACUGAAAUGGUCCACCCACACAGACAGUGUGGUGAAGAAUGUGCAACAGAGCCACUUCAACCUCAGGAGGCUGAAGAAAUUUGGCAUGGCACCUAAAACCCUCACAAAGUUUUACAGAUGCACAAUUGAGAGCAUCCAGUCAGGCUGUAUCACCGCCUGGUACGGCAACUGCACCGCCCGCAACCGCAGGGCUCUCCAGAGGGUGGUGCGGUCUGCCGAACGCAUUACCAGGAGCAAACUACCCGCCCUCCAAGACACCUACAGCACCCGAUGUCACAGGAAGGCCAAAAAGAUCAUCAAGGACAUCAACCACCCGAGCCACUGCCUGUUCACCCCACUAUCAUCCAGAAGGCGAGGUCAGUACAGGUGCAUCAAAGCUGGGACCGAGAGAAUGAAAAACAGCUUCUGUCUCAAGGCCAUCAGACCGUUAAAUAGCCAUCACUAGCACAGUAGAGGCUGCUGCUGCCUAUUGAAAUCACAGGUUCCUCAAAAGACAGGCUCCUAGGAAUUUAACUAUGGUUAUUCUGUUUUAUGUUACAAUAUAGUUAUUCUGUACUCAGGCGGAAUCAGUGAGGCAUUAAAUGCCAUGUCUUCCUUGUAAAAGAGGUCUUCUGUCCUCAAUGGAACUUCCUGGAUAAGUAAAGGAUAAAUCAAAUAAAAAAUCUAAUACUACUAGGAAUAUAACUGUGGUUAUUCUGCCCUCCUAGCUGCAUUAAUGAAACUAUACUAGGAAUAUAACGGGUUAGUCUGUCCUCCUAACUUCAUUGGUGACAUCUAGAAAUGAAACGCUACUAGGGAUAUUUUCUAGUUCUGUCAUUCUGUCUAUAAACCACCGGUAUGAUUCAUGGGAUCAGCAGCACCAUGAGCGAGACAUAUUAAAACCGCUGCAUAGGGUUGUACUGUGUAUUUAGAACACAGUGGUACUGUGUAUUUAGAACACAGUGGUACUGUGUAUUUAGAACACAGUGGUACUGUGUAUUUAGAACACAGUGGUACUGUGUAUUUAGAACACAGUGGUACUGUGUAUUUAGAACACAGUGGUACUGUGUAUUUAGAACACAGUGGUACUGUAUAUUUAGAACACAGUGGUACUGUAUAUUUAGAACACAGUGGUACUGUGUAUUUAGAACACAGUGGUACUGUAUAUUUAGAACACAGUGGUACUGUGUAUUUAGAACACAGUGGUACUGUGUAUUUAGAACACAGUGGUACUGUAUAUUUAGAACACAGUGGUACUGUGUAUUUAGAACACAGUGGUACUGUAUAUUUAGAACACAGUGGUACUGUAUAUUUAGAACACAGUGGUACUGUAUAUUUAGAACACAGUGGUACUGUAUAUUUAGAACACAGUGGUACUGUAUAUUUAGAACACAGUGGUACUGUAUAUUUAGAACACAGUGGUACUGUGUAUUUAGAACACAGUGGUACUGUGUAUUUAGAACACAGUGGUACUGUAUAUUUAGAACACAGUGGUACUGUGUAUUUAGAACACAGUGGUACUGUGUAUUUAGAACACAGUGGUACUGUAUAUUUAGAACACAGUGGUACUGUGUAUUUAGAACACAGUGGUACUGUAUAUUUAGAACACAGUGGUACUGUGUAUUUAGAACACAGUGGUACUGUGUAUUUAGAACACAGUGGUACUGUAUAUUUAGAACACAGUGGUACUGUGUAUUUAGAACACAGUGGAACUGUGUAUUUAGAACACAGUGGUACUGUGUAUUUAGAACACAGUGGUACUGUGUAUUUAGAACACAGUGGUACUGUAUAUUUAGAACACAGUGGUACUGUGUAUUUAGAACACAGUGGUACUGUAUAUUUAGAACACAGUGGUACUGUAUAUUUAGAACACAGUGGUACUGUGUAUUUAGAACACAGUGGUACUGUGUAUUUAGAACACAGUGGUACUGUAUAUUUAGAACACAGUGGUACUGUGUAUUUAGAACACAGUGGUACUGUGUAUUUAGAACACAGUGGUACUGUAUAUUUAGAACACAGUGGUACUGCGUAUUUAGAACACAGUGGUACUGUGUAUUUAGAACACAGUGGUACUGUGUAUUUAGAACACAGUGGUUAUGUGUGUGUGUUUCUGCAGCUCCCUGUGGGGGCAACGUAACAGGAUCAUCAGGAUUCAUCCUCUCCCCCAACUUCCCCCUCCCUUACCCUCACAGCAAGGACUGUGAUUGGCUGAUCGCUGUCCACUCAGACUACGUCAUAUCCCUGGCUUUUAUCAGGUAAGGAAUGAAUGAAUGAUUCCGUUCAGGUAAGCUACUGAACUGAAACACACCCAGAAAGACGAACGUCUGAAAGCAGAGGGUGACUGCGGUGUGUUAGAGAUCGCCUGCUGGGUGUUGAUGAACUGUGGUGAUUCAACAUGUAGAAUCGUCAGUAAAUAAACUGAAAUUGACAGCGGAUGUUCUGUGGUGUGGUGUUCCUCUCUACUGGUAUCUGAGUCUGGUUCCCCUCAAGGUUUCUUCCUUUCAUCUGUGCUGAUGCUUGCUCUUUCUAUUGGUGCUCUGGGCGGCGUUAUUGUAAACCACUUUCUGAAAACUAUUCUUUUAAAAAGGUCUUUAUCAUAGUUUGUGAAAAGGUCUUUAUCAUAGUUUGGGAAAAGGUCUUUAUCAUAGUUUGGGAAAAGGUCUUUAAGUUUCCUAUUUAUCUUUAUGCUGAUAGUUUACUGUGUGUGUCUGUGUGUGUGUGUGUGUGUGUGUGUGUGUGUGUGUGUGUGUGUGUCUGUGUGUGUGUGUGUGUGUGUGUGUGUGUGUGUGUGUGUGUGUGUCUGUGUGUGUGUGUGUGUGUCUGUCUGUGUGUGUGUGUGUGUGUGUGUGUUUGGGCUAUUUGUUUGUUUGAGAUGUGGGGUUCUUUGUUUUUAGCUGGGGCAUCAUUUGGUAUUUAUAUAAGGGCAUUUAGCUACGCUCUUAGAGAAAAAGGUUCCAAAAGGGUUCUUCAGCUGUCCCCAUAGGAGAACCCUUUCUGGUUCCAGGUAGAAUUAUUUUGGGUUCCAGGGCCUCCCGAGUGGAGCAGCGGUCUAAGGCUCUGCAGUGCUUGAGGAGUCACUACAGACCCGGGUUCAAUCCCAGGCUGUGUCACAGCUGGCCGUGACCGGGACACCCAUGAGGCGGCGCACAAUUGGCCCAGCGUCCUCCGGGUUAGGGGAGGGUUUGGCUGGUUGGGAUGUCCUUGUCCCAUCGCUCUAGCGACUCCUUGUGGUGGGCCGGGCGUAUGCACGCUUGCACGCUUACACGGUCGCCAGCUGGACGGUGUUUCCUCCGACACAUUGGUGCGGCUGGCUUCCAGGUUAAGCGAACAGUGUGUCAAGAAGCAGUGCGGCUUGGCGGGGUCGUGUUUCGGAGGACGCAUGGCUCUCGACCUUCGCCUCUCCCGAGUCCCUAUGGGAGUUGCAGCAAUGCGACUGUAACUAGAAAUUGGGGACAAAAAGGGGUAAGAUAUACAGCAUCAUUUCCAUUUGGUUUGUUCUGCUAGACACUGAGUAAACAGGAAAUGCACACAACCUCACGGAACACUGAAGAACAGGAAGAAGUUAUGAUUUGAAACUGGUGUGUUCUUGAAUGGACACAGAUUUAAUUAUCCCAAAGCUAUUACAAUUUUUGUCAUAAGCCAAACUGAUUAUUUUUUAGAAACAACAGACUUCUUUCAGUGAGAAACGUGAUUUGAUAUACAUCAAUAGAACAAUAUGAAAUGCCUGCCUCACACUACAUUUUCCAGGGCCAUUUGGGAGCAGUUCUGCCUCCAUGAUGUUACAACAAUUCAAUCUCUCUCUCUCUCUCUCUCUCUCUCUCUCUCUCUCUCUCUCUCUCUCUCUCUCUCUCUCUCUCUCUCUCUCUCUCUCUCUCUCACACUACAUUGCCAGGGCCAUUUGGGAGCAGUUCUGCCUCCAUGAUGUUACAACAAUUCAAUCUCUCUCUCUCUCUCUCUCUCUCUCUCUCUCUCUCUCUCUCGCUCUCUCGCUCUCUCUCUCUCUCUCUCUCUCUCUCUCUCUCUCUCUCUCUCUCUCUCUCUCUCUCUCUCUCUCUCUCUCUCUCUCUCUCUCUCUCUCUCUCUCCAGAGCUCUUCAGGGAGUUAUUCCGUUCAUCCUUCUCUCUGUGUCUGAGAUACAAGAAGCUGAAAUGGCUUAGUAAUGCUUCUCAGACUCUCAAUUCAAAACCCAAAUGUAUAUUGAAAGCUCUUGUACAGUGUGUCACUCAUUUCAACACUGCUGAAAUAAAAACAAUUUAAACCCCAAGGUGUUAGAAAGCUCCAAUUCAGUACGUCCCCACAUUUAAGCUUUUCUGAAAUACCAGUUUUCUUGUUCAUUUCCUGUAAUAACCUUUUUAUUGUUAAUUUGCUGAAAUAACCUUUUUUUUUUUUGUUAAUUUGAGAAAAUAAUCAUUUUCCUGUUAAUUUGCUGAAAUAGUUGUUUUAUUUUCUUUCUACAGUUUCAGUAUCGAGCCCAACUACGACUUCCUGUAUAUCUACGACGGACCAGACAGCAACAGUCAUCUCAUUGGUAGUUUCCAGGAUAGCAAGCUUCCAGAGAAGAUCGAGAGCUCCGCUAACUUCAUGCACCUAGCCUUCCGUAGCGACGGCUCAGUGAGCUACAAAGGCUUCCAUCUGGAGUAUAAAGGUGAGGCGCAAAGGGAUGUUUAUGCAAACUUGAAAUGGUUGUUUUGUGUCUUUGUUUUAAUGGUUUUGUGCAAGUUACAAAUGCAGCAGAGGACUAUCUUCUGAGUUUGUUCCCUUUUCUGUCGGUUCAUUUGACACUAAUUCACUCGCCGUGUUGUGUCUCGUCCCCCUUCCUUCAGGGAACCAAGUUUAUAUUCAUACAAGGAUGAUCUUUGUCGAACUUUCCAAAGUGUUUGUUUUGUGUCUUUUUUCCCAUUAUGUUUUUGUGCUAUCGACCAAGUUUUUUUCAAAUGUAGCAAAGGACGUCCUGACAAGUUAGUUCCUGUUUGUUUUGUGUGUUUGUUUAAAGUGUAUUUCUACACAACAUCAUUUUGUAAUACGGUGCAUUCAGAAAGUAUUCAAACCCCCUGACUUUUUCCACAUUUUGUUACGUUAUUCUAAAAUGUAUUAAAUGAUAGUGUUUCCUCAUCAAUCUACACACAAUACCCCAUAAUGACAAGCGAAAACAGGGUUUUAGAAAUUUUUGCAAAGUAAGUAUUCAGACCCUUUGCUAUGAGACUCGAAAAUGAACUCAGGUGCAUCCUGUUUCCAUUGAUCAUCCUUGAGAUGUUUCUACAACUUGAUUGGAGUCCACCUGUGGUAAAUUCAAUUGAUUGGACAUGAUUUGGAAAGGCACACACCUGUCUAUAUAAGGUCCCACAGUUGACAGUGCAUGUCAGAACAAAAACAAAGCCAUGAGGUCGAAGGAAUUGUCCGUAGAGCUCUGAGACAGGAUUGUGUCGAGGCACAGAUCUGGGGAAGGGUACCAAAAAAUGUCUGCAGCAUUGAAGGUCCCCAAGAACACAGUGGCCUCCAUCAUUCUUAAAUGGAAGAAGUUUUGAACCACCAAGACUCUUCCUAGAGCUGGCCGCCCGGCCAAUCUGAGCAAUCGGGGGAGAAGGGCCUUGAAACCGAUGGUGACUCUGACAGAGCUCUAGAGUUCCUCUGUGGAGAUGGGAGAACCUUCCAGAAGGACAACCAUCUCUGCAGCACUCCACCAAUCAGGCCUUUAUGGUAGAGUGGCCAGACGGAAGCACUCCUCAGUAAAAGGCAUAUGACAGCCCGCUUGGAGUUUGCCAAAAGGCACCUAAAGACUCUCAGACCAUGAGAAACAAGAUUCUCUGGUCUGAUGAAACCAAGAUUGAACUCUUUGGCCUGAAUGCCAAGCGUCACAUCUGGAGGAAACCUGGCACCAUCCCAAAGGUACAGAGAUAUCCUUGAUGAAAACCUGCUCAGACUGGGGUGAAGGUUCACCUUCCAACAGGACAACGACCCUAAGCACACAGCCAAGACAACGCAGGAGUGGCUUCGGGACAAGUCUCUGAAUGUCCUUGAGUGGCCCAGCCAGAGCCUGGACUUGAACCAGAUCGAACAUCUCUGGAGAGACCUGAAAAUAGCUGUGCAGCAACGCUCCCCAUCCAACCUGACAGAGCUUGAGAGGAUCUGCAGAGAAGAAUGGGAGAAACUCCCCAAAUACAGGUGUGCCAAGCUUGUAGCGUCAUACCCAAGAAGACUCGAGGCUGUAAUCGCUGCCAAAGGUGCUUCAACAAAGUACUGAGUAAAAGGUCUGAAUACUUAUGUAAAUGAAUAUUUCAGUUCUUUUAUUUUUCAUAAAUUAGAAAAAAUUCAAAAAAUCUGUUUUCGCUUUGUCAUUAUGGGGUAUUGUGCGUAGAUUGAUGGGGGGAAAACUAUUUAAUCAAUUUGAGAAAAAUGCUGUAACGUAACAAUGUGGAAAAAGUCAAGGGGUCUGAAAACGUUCCUAAUGCACCGUAUAUACUGUAAGUCUUUAAAAAGUUGAUUGGUUACAGCUUUUUGUGAUCAGACAUUCACUAGGCUAUCCAACCGCUCAAACAAACUUCUGAUGCUGCCACAUAAUUUGUCUGAAUUAGAACAAUAUAUAAAAUGUAUAUUUUCAACAACAGCUAAACUGCGGGAGGCUUGCUUUGAUCCGGGGAACGUUAUGAACGGGACACGCCUGGGGAAUGACUACAAGCUGGGCUCCACGGUGACGUUCAGCUGUGAGGCGGGCUAUGUGUUACAGGGACACUCCACACUGACCUGUAUGAUGGGGAACAGCAGGAGGCCUGAGUGGGACCGAGCCAAGCCCAGCUGUCAAGGUGAGGCAACACACACACACACACACACACACACACAGACACAGACACAGACACAGACACAGACACAGACACAGACACAGACACACACAGACAGACAGACAGACAGACAGACAGACAGACAGACAGACAGACAGCCAGACAGACAGACAGACAGACAGACAGACAGACAGACAGACAGACAGACAGACUUUAAAUACUUUAUUUAAAUCCACCUAUCAAAUUUACAAAAAAAAGGAUCCAAAGAUUUCAAAGGUCCCUGUAUGCAUGGCACUCAAGGGUAAAGAAAGCACCUCCUUGUCCAAACAGCCAGGCUGCCGACGAAGCUGAAACAGAGCAGUACUUAGCCAGUUGCUUUGCCCUAGUUUUUGUAAGGCCCGCAAUCUGGAGGCCACGCACUGCAAGCCUGUAUACGCGGCAGAGACUGCCGAACAUCAGAGCUACCAGCUUGCACCUCCGCCCGAGGCUGUCCAAGCGGGCCGCAAGGGGCUGGUACUUAAGCAGCUUCUCGGCAGAGGCCUGCUCCAUGAAAACACAUCAUCGUCAACAUCAAACCAGCUUCCUCUCACACAAGAAUGUUUCUGCAUGUGUGCUGUUGGUGAGACCACUUGUCUCACCUCGUCAGGUAAACAAAGGCGGUCAUGUCUAGCAAUGUACAAAUCUUUUUAUGAACAGCAGCCAUUCACAACAUGGACCACGGACUCCAUUACAUUUGACUUAUGUAGAAUACGAAAUGGGUCGUAGUUUGUAGGGUACCAGAGUGCUAGAUUAUAUUUUGUUGGUAGAACCUGCAGCCUCAGGCCAGUCCAGUUUCCCCCUGCAGCCUCAGGCCAGUCCAGUUCCCCCUGCAGACUCAGGCCAGUCCAGUGUUGCAGUAGCUGCAUCCGUCUGAUACCAAGGAGUGUUGUCCUGGAUGUAGGAUGAGAUGCUCCAUCACACACACACACUGAGUGGGACAGAGCCAAGCCCACCUGUCAAGGUGAGGGAGGUGACGAUCGAUCGAUUAUCAAUUUGUUCUGUACAGUAGCUCUGACUGAUCAAUAGUUUGGUGUUUAAACUGAAGAAGACAUUAGUUUGAAUAAAGGCCAGAUUAAGGUUUAUUGUGUUGUAGGAAGUGUGUGUCUGUGCGUGCCUGUGCGUGUGCGUGUCUGUGCGCGUGUGUGUGUGUGUGUGUGUGUGUGUGUGUGUGUGUGUGUGUGUGUGUGUGUCUGUGUGUGUCUGUGCGUGUGUGUGUCCAUUCUAUUGACUAACCUGUCUGUUGUGUUAAAGUGAUAUGAAUGGUCCCAGGAUGCAAUGUAACCACAACACCUCGGGCCCUUGUCGAAAGUAGUGCACUAUACAGGGAAUAGGGUGCCGUUUGGGACCCAGGCACCUUGACUCAGAUUGAUUGGGGUCUUGGCAUGGUUCCACUCUCUACAGCCCUCACAUACUGUCUGUCUCAUUACUGAUCAUGGUUCCCCUCUCUACAGCCCUCACAUACUGUCUGUCCCAUUACUGAUCAUGGUUCCUCUCUCUACAGCCCUCACAUACUGUUUGUCUCAUUACUGAUCAUGGGUCCCCUCUCUACAGCCCUCACAUACUGUCUGUCUCAUUACUGAUCAUGGUUCCCCUCACUACAGCCCUCACAUACUGUCUGUCUCAUUACUGAUCAUGGUCCCCCUCACUACAGCCCUCACAUACUGUCUGUCUCAUACAAACCUCUCAGGUCUCAUGGUAUUUGGGGUCUGUUGUGUCGUUUUCAGUUCAGGCUGACUGCAUGGUGACAGGGAGAACCCAGUCCAUCUGGUGCUAGUCUCAUUGUGUGUGCUUGGUGUGUGUGUGUCUGGUGUGUGUGUGUGUGUGUCUGGUGUUGUGUCCCAUAUAGACUUGGACCAGCUGGUGCCUCUCUCUGACAAAUGAGAUUGUGUUAGUUAACAGUGUUCUCUGCCCACCUGCUAAGUUAUACCACUGUGUCUCUCUCUCUGUUUCUGUGUGUGUGUGUGUGUGCCCACCUGCUGAGGUGACUGCAUUAAAAGCCUCUCAACACAUUACCUGCAUGAUUAACAGUUUAAGAUAUGAGAUACUGACAUACUGCUGGUAGAAAUGUACUGUUGUAAUGGACUACAGGAGGAUAUCACACAGUCUUAUGAUUACACUGAUAUAAUAAUAUGCCAUUUAGCAGACGCUUUUAUCCAAAGCGACUUACAGUCAUGUGUGCAUAAAUGUUUUGUGUAUGGGUGGUCCCGGGGAUUGAACCCACUACCUUGGCGUUACAAGCGCUGUGCUCUACCAGCUGAGCUACAGAGGACCGCAGGAGGAGAGGAGACAGCUCAUUUAAAUGAUCAUGAUUAUUAUAACCAUAAUAUACCAUAAUAAUGAUAUGGAUUAUUAUUAGCAUGAUAAUUAUAUGGAUUAUUAUGAUCAUGAUAAUGAUAUUGAUUAUUAUGACCAUGAUAAUGAUAUGGAUUAUUAUUACCAUGAUAAUUAUAUGGAUUAUUAUGAUCAUGAUAAUAUUAGUAAAGUAAUCUAAUUAAUGUGAUUCUCUCUUACCUUAACCAAAAUAUAAACGCGACAUGAAACAAUUUCAAAGAUUUUACUGAGUUGCAGUUCAUAUAAGGAAAUCAGUCAAUUGAAAUGAAUUCAUUAGGCACUAAUCUAUGGAUUUCACAUGACUGGGAAUACAGAUAUGCAUCUGUUGGUCACCAAUACCUUAAAAAAAAGGUAGGGCCGUGGAUCAGAAAACCAGUCAGUAUCUGGUGUGACCUCCAUUUGCCUCAUGGAGCGCAACACAUCUCCUUCACAUAGAGUUGAUCAGGCUGUUGAUUGUGGCCUGUGGAAUGUUGUCCCACUCCUCUUCAAUGGCUGUGCGAAGUUGCUGGAUAUUGGCGGGAACUGGAACACGCUGUCGUACACGUCGAUCCAGAGCAUCCCAAACAUGCUCAAUGGGUGACAUGUCUGGUGAGUAUGCAGUCCAUGGAAGAACUGGGACAUUUUCAGCUUCCAGGAAUUGUGUACAGAUCCUUGCGACAUGGGGCCGUGCAUUAUCAUGCUGAAACAUGAGGUGAUGGCGGCGGAUGAAUGGCACGACAAUGGGCCUCAGGAUCUCGUCACGGUAUCUCUGUGCAUUCAAAUUGCCAUCUGUAAAAUGCAAUUCUGUUCGUUGUUCGUAGCUUAUCCCUGCCCAUACCAUAACGCCACCGCCACCAUGUUGACGUCAGCAAACCACUCGCCCACACCACAUCAUACACGCAGUCUGCCAUCUGCCCGGUCCUGUGAACAGCAGACCUGUGAAUAUCAGUCCUGUGAAUACCAGACCUGUGAAUACCAGUCCUGUGAAUAGCAGUCCUGUGAAUACCAGACCUGUGAAUACCAGUCCUGUGAAUAGCAGUCCUGUGAAUAGCAGUCCUGUGAAUAGCAGUCCUGUGAAUACCAGACCUGUGAAUACCAGUCCUGUGAAUAGCAGUCCUGUGAAUACCAGACCUGUGAAUAGCAGUCCUGUGAAUAGCAGUCCUGUGAAUACCAGACCUGUGAAUAGCAGUCCUGUGAAUACCAGUCCUGUGAAUACCAGACCUGUGAAUACCAGACCUGUGAAUAUCAGUCCUGUGAAUACCAGACCUGUGAAUACCAGUCCUGUGAAUACCAGUCCUGUGAAUAGCAGUCCUGUGAAUACGGUUUCAACUGUACCGGGCAGACGGCCGACAGCGUAUAUCAGUAUAUCUCAGCGUCUGCCAUCUGCCUGGUACAGUUGAAACUGGGAUUCAUCUGUGAAGAGCACACUUCUUCAGCGUGCCAGUGGCCAUCGAAGGUUAACAUUUGCCCACUGAAGUCGGUUACGACGGCGAACUGCAGUCAGGUCAAGACCCUGGUGAGGACGAUGAGCACGCAGAUGAGCUUCCCUGAGACGGUUUCUGACAGUUUGUGCAGAAAUUCUUCAGUUGUGCAAACCCACAGUUUCAUCUGCUGUCCGGGUGGAUGGUCUCAGACGAUCCCUCAGGUGAAGAAGCCGGAUGUGGAGGUCCUGGGCUGGCGUGGUUACACGUGGCCUGUGGUUAUGAGGCCGGUUGGACGUACUGCCAAGUUCGACGUUGGAGGCCGCUUAUGGUAGAGAAAUUAACAUUCAAUUUUCUGGCAACAGUUCUGGUGGACAUUCCUGCAGUCAGCAUGCCAACUGCACGCUCCCUCAAAACUUGGGACAUCUGUGGCAUUGUGUUGUGUGACAAAACAGCACAUUUUAGUGGCCUUUUAUUGUCCCCAGCACAAGGUGCAUCUGUGUAAUGAUCAUUCCGUUUAAUUACCUUCUUGAUAUGCCACACCUGUCAGGUGGAUGGAUUAUCUUGGCAAAGUAGGAAUGCUCACUAACAGGAUUGUAAACAAAUUUGUGCACAAUAUAUUUAGAGAAUUAAGAUUUUUGUGCGUAUGAAACAUUUCUGGAAAAAAUUCAGCUCAUUUAACAUGUUGUGUUUUAUAUUUUUUGUUCAGUGUAUAUCUUGAUCCCGAUCUCAAUCCCAAUCUGAAUCUGUUGAUGGUUUGCUGUCCUUGGACUUUAAGUCCUCUAAAAACACAACUCUCCCCGUCCUCCCUCCCCCUCCUACUCUUUGUAAAUGUCCUAUCCCUCAAGUAUCUCAUGUUGUAGACCGUUAGUAUUUAGCUUUAGCAUUAGCAUUAGCAUUAGCAUUUAGCAUUUAGCAUUUAGCAUUUAGCAUUUAGCAUUUAGCGUUUAGCGUUUAGCGUUUAGCGUUUAGCGUUUAGCAUUUAGCAUUUAGCAUUAGCAUUUAAGUGGUCAAACUGACAGUUUCUCCUCCUUAUAUUUUCUGAUAAUUGUGUGCAGCUGAAGGAAAUUGCUGGUUCCUGUUUCCGCUGCAUAGCUGUAUGCAUUUAGUGUGACCUGGAAGUCACGUUGAUGUGUUGGUGUUUUCACAGCUCCGUGCGGAGGCCGCUCGACAGGGUCAGAGGGGACCGUCCUGUCCCCAAACUACCCCCGUAAUUAUACCCAGAGUCUGACCUGCGUCUACCACAUAUUUGUCCCCGGGGACUUU
This is a messenger RNA of Coregonus sp. 'balchen', 19916 nucleotides long. The record is from the annotation of a GenBank genome assembly. NCBI's taxonomy places the organism in Eukaryota, Metazoa, Chordata, Actinopteri, Salmoniformes, Salmonidae.